Messenger RNA from Rotaria sp. Silwood1, 813 nucleotides. NCBI's taxonomy places the organism in Eukaryota, Metazoa, Rotifera, Eurotatoria, Philodinida, Philodinidae. The record is from the annotation of a GenBank genome assembly.
AUGCCUACAAGUAGUCAACGUUCGGUUGCAUUACAUGUGCAACCAAUACUUUUUAAAGAAGCACAAUAUUUUCCAUUUGAACUUUCUAUAGCUAGUUGUGUUUCGCCAUAUGUUCGAGCAUCAUUUGGAAAUUGUGUAAAUUCAUUGCUUGAUUUUAAUAAUUGUGGUGCAGCUGGAACCGUAUGUGCAAGUACUGAUACAAGUUGUUCAGCUGGUGCUUGUAGCAGUACUAUACCAGCUGUUCAAUUGGUCAGUUACACUUCAAUUUGGACAGGUGGUGUUAACGGAUCAGCUGAUGAUGAGAUUUUUAACGUAACACUUCCGUUUAGUAUUACGGUUUAUAAUACGACAACUAAUUAUAUUCAAAUAACGACUAAUGGUGUUAUUUGUCUAAGCGAUUGUUCGGAUACUUGGCAGGAAACUGAUUUGCAUACUAAUUCGUUCGGUGCUGCAGUUCUACCAUAUUGGGAUGAUCUUUAUAUUUAUGCCAAAACUUGGCAAGGUAUAUAUUAUGCAUCUCAAGGUUCUGCUCCAAAUCGUAUCCUUGUAUUCGAGUAUUAUAUGAGUCAUUAUGGAUCACCGAACGAGUACUAUCGUUUUCAAGUUGAGUUUUCUGAAGCUACAUCUGGUAUUAUUGAAUUUACCUAUUUUGAAGCGCACGACACAGGUGCUAGUAGCACUGUCGGUGUUCAGGGCAUUGAUAGUGGUCAAUACAUCCGACAUUCUUUCCGUACUGGUGGUUCUGUAACAUCAAAUAUGGUUCUUACUUUUGAUACUAAUGCUGGAACUUAUACUAGCUCAACUAUUGGAUAG